Molecule: messenger RNA, 5721 nt
Organism: Gryllus bimaculatus (two-spotted cricket)
Lineage: Eukaryota; Metazoa; Arthropoda; Insecta; Orthoptera; Gryllidae
Source: the annotation of a GenBank genome assembly
CGCCCUCGUGCCCUUCGCCUGGGCCCUGCCGCUGCCCGCCGCGCAGCCCUACCACUACGCCUUGCGCGUCGCACAGGGCGCCUGCGCGGGUGCCAUGUGGCCUGCUUUGCACAUGCUGGGCACCAGCUGGUAUCCUCCACUGCAGAGAACCGGAUAUGUUUCCUGCUAUUCAACGGUGGCGCUGGGGCAGGCGCUGGCCGGGCUGGCAGGCGCGCCGCUGGUGCGCGUGGCCGGGCGCGACGCGCUGUGCUACGUGCUCACGUGCCUCAGCCUGCUGUGGUUCCUGGCGUGGCUGCGCCUGGUGCGCGACGCCCCCGCCAACCACCCGCGCGUCUCCGAGGAGCAGCGCGCGCGCCUGCACGACGCCAUCGGACCGGCCGUCGCGCAGCCCGGCGAGGUGGCGCCGCUGCCCUGGCGGCAGCUGCUGCUGUCGGUGCCCGUGUGGGCGUGCGCAGUGGCCAACCUGGGCGGCCAGUGGGGGCAGGCCACGCUGCAACUCGCCGUCACCAAAUACCUCAAGCUCGUCUACGGCUUCGCACUCACAUACGACCACGUGCUGGGCGUGCUGCCGCCCGUGGGCCAGUGCAUGGCCGGGCUGUUCCUGGGGCAGCUGGCGGACCGCGCGCGCGGCUCCGCGCUCGUCUCCUCCACCACCGCGCGCAAGCUGCUCGUCUACACCUCGCACUUCCCGGCCGGAGCCAUGCUGUUCGUGGUGGGGUACAGCGGGUGCGACCCCACGGCGCCCGCAGCGCUCUACACGGCGGCCGUCGUCAUCAGCGGCGCCACCGCGGCCGGCGUCCACGCCAGCGCCAUCGACGUCGCGCCCAACUACGCCGGCACUGUGUUCGGGCUGAGCCAGACCCUGGGCGCUGCAGGCGGCUUGGCCGGAAGCUACGUGGUCACUGAGGCGCUUCACGGCUCCCUGCCGGGGUCGUGGCGGCUGCUGUUCGGCGUGGCGUCGCUGGUGCUGGGCCUCACGGCCACGUUCUUCCUGGGGUUCGGCAGCGGCAGCGUGCAGCCGUGGAACGGCGGCGCCCCGCCGCCCGCCCUCGCGCCCGAGGACCCGCCGCUCGCCCUGGGCGACCUGGCCACGCCCACCACCGUCCCGGAGUCCACAGACUCAGAGGCCGGGCCCUCCGGCCCCGUCGAGCUCGCCACGCCCCCCGAAGGGGAGGACACGUCCUCCGCCGACCAGGCCACGCCCCCCACCGGCGAAGACGCGGCCGCCGGCGUGGCAGCCGCCGCGUCGCCCGCGUCACAGGCCACCGGACCAGAAUCUCGUGACGCACCUGAGAGCACCCAAACCGCAGUCACCUUGAAGAUGGAGGCAGAAGCGAAGACACUGGCGGAUUCGAAAACCAUGCUGGAGAAGACAACGCAGGGCGAGUCCGAAGAUCCUGCAGCCUCUCAAGGAAGUAGAUCUCAGAAAAAAUUGAAAACUGAUAUCAGCAAGAAAACGUUGUCCCACCCAGAAGACCAGACUUCCAAACCUGAUCCCACCGCUUCACCCAAGAACACAAUUCAAUCACACGUCUCUACGAGUGAAAACGCGCCUGGUGACUGAGAUUCUUGACAUUAAGAAGGGUUACUUUUCUCCAGAAAGUUGCGACAGUCCGGUGUAUGGACCUCUCUGUACCAGUUUUACUCUGUGUACGGAUCUUGAAUAUAAUGUACAAGAGAAUGGCGAGACAUCACGUUUUCGGCUAUCAGUACAUUGAAUUCUCAAUCCAAAAACCUCACAUUAACUUUCGAAUUUUUCUUGUUACAAACACAUUUGAAAGUUAAACUCAAUUUUACUUAUUAAAACUAGUAAAAGUAAAAAUUAUAACGAUUCUACAAAACAUUGUGUAUCAUAAUUCAAUGUACCUACACAUUGUUUUACUGAUUUAGAGAGGUGCUAAUGAAUCAUUACAAAUACUAUUCCCUUAUAAUAAUUAGUGUCACCUCAUAUUCCUGGACUUAUUGGUUCAGAUUGAUGAAAGAUUGUGAUUGCUUUAAAAGGUGUUGGCAAACAAUUGUCUGGAUGUAAUCAGCACACUUUCAUUCAAAUUUUUCUAUUUUUUCUUUCUUUCUUAGCUGAGUGAAAGUUUUUUUAUGGCUUUUACACGUUAAACACAUGAACAACAAUAUUUGUGUUGAGCAUGUAUCAUAAUAGAGGUAAUGGUUAAAAAACCUUCAUUCCUAUUUUAUUAAUUGUAAAAAAAACAAACAAUGUGUAUCGCCUGCAUUGGAAGAUACAAGCAAAAACUUGUGAAAAAUGUACAAUCAAUUAAUUUUAAUUUUUAAAAUCAGUAUUAUGACACAAUUAGUAGGAAUUGGGUAGUAGGGCAUGAUUUGGCUUUGGGUCUUUGCUAUAAUGUUCAAAGAAUGCUUUAUUAAAGAAAAAAAUGAGAUGGUGUAGAAAAUAUAAUUUUUGUUUGUGUUACAUAUAAAAUAGUUAAGGGAAAUAGCAUCAACAAAUUAGAAAUCCAUGACCAAAGAUUUACUUACAUAAGUUUUCAUGUCAUUCUCUUAAGAGUAAUAAUUUAUAUGAAUUUGAUACAUUUCUUUACUGAAUUUUUUAUUUGAGCAUGUUUUUUUCAACAGUAUUAAAGAACUGUUUUUGAAGUAAAAUGCAUUACUGAAGUAGAUGAGAUAUUUUAAAUAACUGAUGUUUUCUUUACCACAUUUGAACAUUUUUUGUGAUAAAGAAAAAAAUCAUUGUUCAAAUUCAUACAUUCACUUUAAUUAUUAUAGCUUUUAGUGGAGGAAGUCAAUUUUAAUUGUGUUGUAAAAUUGUAUGGUUCAAUAAAAUUGAAUUCUUAUUUUAGCAAAGAGUUUAGUCAAUAUUUAUAUUUUUUAUUAACAAUAUUUAUCACUGUCAUUGCAUUUUAACAUUUUGAAUAUGUUAUGGGAGUCAUGAUCUCAAACAUUCCAAUUUUACAGGAAACCAGCACAACAUUCUAUUUUAUUUGUUUUAAGCCAAAUUUAAAAUAAUUACCGCUGAAUAUUGAAGAGAAUUUGUCUGAAAAUUAGUUGGAAAAGUAUUUUAACUCGUUUAUUGAAUAAAAAGUUGAAAUUCAAUUUUGUUGUAGUAUCAGAGGGUAAGAAUGUUGACAAGAGAUUGCUUUUCAUCGUAACAUUGAACUUCUUUUUAAAAUUUUUUGCCUACCCAUUUCCCCUUCAGACUUUCUGGGGUUAUUAUUUACAAUAUACAAUUACAUGAACACAUGACAGUCUACUUCACUUACACCAGGGGGAAAGUUCAUGUUAAGCUUAUGUUUUAUUCUAAUAUUCAACUAAAUAUCUCAAUGUUUAUAUUAAUGAUUUAAUAAAUUGUUUAUUUUGAAGAUUUUAGAUUAUAAAUUCAUUAAUUUUGUAUACCACAACUAAAGCAAAGUUAUUCAUUAGUGAAUUUAUUUAUUAAUUCAUGCUAUAUUACACUAAUAAAGCUUCAGUUAUGAAACUGAAUUAUCAUACUAUUACAUAAACAUGGAAGAUGCUUCUAUUGUUCGAUAAGGAAGAUAGAAUGAACACGGCAAAGAUCCUUUUAUUCUGCAUGUACCUUUAGUGCAAUUUGAAAUAUGCAGAAUGACAUUUGCAAGCAGUUGAUAAUCAUAAAAUCCUUGAUGUAUAGACAGUAGGUAGAUAAGUAGAUAGAACAUCAACAACAAUCCUCUGAGAAGACAGUAGAUAUUAAACUGAAUUAUCAGCACUUUUUUAACAAUUUUUUAUUAAUUUAAUUUCGUUUGGUGAAAGAGAAACAAAAAUAAUUUCAAUACAUUAUUUUAUUAAAAUUGAUAUUAAUAAUGUUUCAUAAAAAUUGUGCAAAAAAUGAAGUAAUGGCAUUAUAACAGGUCAUAUUAGAUAUUUUGAAACUACCUAAUUUUUCCAGCUUUCUUAUUUUAAAAUUAGUAAAAUCAAUUAUGAAUUUUUUUUAUCAAAAGUAUUUUCACUGGUAUUUAUAUAGUUACUUGUAUUGACGACCAAAACAACUUUUUGAGGCGACAAUUAUGUAACAUUAUAUCUAUUAAUAGUUUGCUACAAAAAUUAUGAUAUAUUACUCAAGUUUGUGACGUUCAAGUUGUCAGCACUGGCUGGAGGGUGUGUUCCAAGACCUCACCUUCAUUAGUUGUUUCGCUGCCGGAGUUUGAGACGGAUGGGCGGCGCGAAAUACAGUGGUAGUGUUGUGCCAGUGAAAUCGAAAGUGAAAAUUUUGAAGCCUUGUCAAGUGUUAUGGGUGGAUACGUCAUGGGCUGAAGGUAAGUGCAACUAAAUUAUAACUUCUUUACCUUACAUUCGGCUCAUUCUACAUAGAAUGUUUUUUUUAAUGUUCAUUCUUACUUGCGUCUUAAUUUAGCAAUAGUUUUUAUUCACGUUGCGUUCCGUUCAUAUCAGUUUAUUCAAAAAGUUAAUUCAUCGUACUGGUUUGAGGGGUAGUAAUUUGGUUUAAUCCUUGCCUUGUAUUUCAAUAAAACGAUUCUCGAAAUGCGACAUUGAUGUAUUGUGAAUGAAAUUUAUAACAACUGAUUGUUUUUGAGGUGUGUAAUUAACGUUACUUAAUUGUUGUGUAAUUACGUUAAAAUAGGUGCUUCUAAUAUUAACGAUUGUUUAAGUUUAAAAUAAAACUCAUUAUCAACAAAUGCGCCCAUUAAAUAUAUUACGGAAUACAUCUCUUUCAAAAUUAUGUUUUAUUUGGUAAACUAUUGGAAACGUAGACACAAAAUAAUUUCGAAGGAAACAAGGGAUGACUGCAUUAAAAUAAUUCAAUAGCAGACUUUUAACGAAAAUGAAAGAUUCGACAUUAAGCCCACCUUUGACCCUGAAGCGCUGUCCUUUUUUCCCCUCAUUUACCAACUUUUAGUAACUUUGAAAUCGAUUUUUUUAUUCUAUUGUUGUAUUCAAUUUUUAUUUUUUUUAUUUAACAAUUAUUAAGAACUAUGUGAGCACUGUGCAAGGCAUUUAAAUGCUUCGAAUUUUUGGUAGAGGUAUAAUAUAGUGGCGACCUCGAGAUCGACUAAAAUCUUGUGGCGUUAACACAAAAACAAAAGUUUUGUGAAAUUAAAGUAUAUCAAAGGAAAAGUCUUCGCUAUAUGUGCAGAAGCAUUCAUCAUUAAAGUUUAUUGUGCUGCGUAGGAUAACUGUCUUCGCUAUUCUUGCUUCGCGAACAUGGAAAAAUAUUUCAAACUCGUAUUGGAACUAAUCUGAAACUGUUUUGAAUUUCGUCUAUGCAUUCGACAAUGUAAACAGUAUGAAAGUGAGCGCUCAAUAAUUAACUCUUUGUAUUGGGUUUUUAUAAUACAAUUUACACUUAAUAGCAUACUCCUAUACUUUGCUCGUAAAAUAAACGUACAAUAUUCAAGCCCUAUGGAAAUACUCCGAGUUUUCUUGGAGGGAACCUAAAUCAUAUUUCUGAUCACAAUUUUACAAUAUUAAUUUAAUAACAUACCUACAUUUAAAUAUUUUAAAAAGCUCUCACUUUUGGCUACAAUAAAUUUGUAUUUUCCCGCGUAUACUACUCACAUUCCUCGAAAGAUUUCUCGAAAACCUGCGACCUUCAGUUGUGAAAGAACUCACAGGGCGGGGGCAUACACGAGUGGUGCCUUGAAACCGCGAAUAGUUCACCGGAAGAACUCAGACGUAGGCAGAUGCCAAUUAACAGUAUGGCAGUGGUACACGUGCCAUGGGCGCCAUUUAGAGAAUACCCUCCAAUACAUAACAACCCUAAUUUGAAGUAUCCUG